This is a messenger RNA of Sungouiella intermedia, 1260 nucleotides long. Lineage: Eukaryota; Fungi; Ascomycota; Pichiomycetes; Serinales; Metschnikowiaceae. The record is from the annotation of a GenBank genome assembly.
AUGUCUGGAUUUUGGAAAUGGGGCUUUCGUGCCUCUGUCAAUCUACACUCUAACAUAGAUCAGUCGCCAAAGAUCGCCGAUGGCGUCACAUUCAGUGAUUUCCUUACUAAUGAUCUUCCCAUAGUUAAUACCAAAGAGAAGCUAUGGUUGAACCCAUUAUUGUUCAAUGGAACGCUCCAGACCUUGUAUUAUGCCAUGCACAACUCUGCCACCGAGUUCCUGGUGUACUAUGGAAGAGAAUUGUUCACUUACAAAGACAAGGGUAAAUGUUCAUUGGACUGGAUCAUCCCAGAACCCGAGUCCAAAGAAGAGUUCCAGAAACUCUACAAGGAAACUCUUCCAGCAGACUCUCCCAGACUUCAUCCUAGAACACGGUUUUUCACCGAUGCUGAAUUGAAAGAGAGAAGUACCCAUGAUCAGACAUCCACGGAUCCGAUUUGUGUGGUACUUCAUGGAUUGGCCGGAGGUUCUCACGAGCCAUUGAUCCGUAACUUGGGAAAGAUCUUGAAAGACAGCGAUGUCAAUUGGGACGUGGUAGUGUUGAACGCUCGUGGAUGUUGUAGAACAAAGAUUACCACGGGUAAGUUGUACAAUGCGUUGUCCACUGAUGACGUGAAGGAUGUCAUUGAAGAGAUCCAGAAAAGAUACCCAUCUAGACCAAUUUACGCAGUUGGUUUCUCUUUUGGUGCCGUUCUCUUGUCCAACUUCCUUGGAGUAAUGGGCGAGGAAGCCAAAAAGAUGGUCAAGGCUGCUGUUGUUAUUGGAUGUCCUUGGGAUUUGGGAGCUAGUGCACGUCAUUUGGACGGCACUCUCACAGGCCGUUACUUGUUUGGUCCUAGUCUCACUGAAUUCUUGAACAAGCUUAUCAAGAGCAACUUGAAGGAGUUGCGUGUUCACGAACCGGAGAUCUUCUCAGAGGAAAUUGUCAACAAGGCCAAAGCAGUCAAGAAAACAUUCGAGUGGGAUAACAUAAUUACCUGUAAAACAGCCGGUUUUGACACCGUUUGGGACUAUUAUAAAGCUGGAUCUCCACAGCAGAGGUUGCCAAAGGUUGCCGUGCCCACGUUGAUCAUCAAUUCUACUGAUGAUCCAGCUGUUGAUGACAAAUUGCCCAUCAAAGAGGUGGAGGCCAAUCCUAAUUUGGCAAUGGUGGAGACUAAUUUGGGAGGACACUUGGGAUUUGUCAAGUAUUCAGGAGAUUUUUGGUGUGUUGAAGUUGCAGAUGACUUUUUCAAUCUGUUCUACAAAGUGACUAAAUAG